Solenopsis invicta (red fire ant) is the source of this 1316-nucleotide messenger RNA. Its product is annotated as tetratricopeptide repeat protein 36. NCBI's taxonomy places the organism in Eukaryota, Metazoa, Arthropoda, Insecta, Hymenoptera, Formicidae. The record is from RefSeq and is a predicted model, not a curated record. The coding region runs from base 177 to 719 and encodes 180 amino acids. Gene Ontology annotation, molecular function: protein binding. The transcript is spliced from 3 exons. Gene Ontology annotation, biological process: cilium assembly.
UGUAAAGUAGAACUCCCCACUAAUUCGAACGAUACAGCCAGUUUACAUUCAGGUAGCAUUCCAGACCUGUUAAUCUAUUACGCAAGGCGAUUAAUUCGGGACGGAUAGAUAAACAGAAACGAGUUUCCGUCGAGUGCGACGGAAAUGUCGAGAUUAGAAAGAAAUCAGUCGACAUCAUGGAGAGUCUGAGCGAAGGUGACAGGGCUGUCUUGAAGACGAUCUUCGAUCCGUUUCAAUCCGAUUUUCCUGGCUUCGCGGUUUUCCAGGAAGAUGAAGAGACAACAAAUACCUUAGAGGAGGCUCGCUUAGAACCGGAUGUAUUAGACAUCGUGAAGAAGGCAAUAGUCUUCGCGGAAGCGAAGAAUUUCGACGAUUCUUUCCGGCUUUUUGACGAGGCAUUAAAGCAAGCACCUGAAUCGCCGUUGAUCUUAAAUGAUAGAGCGCAAGCGUUACGUCUGGCGAAUCGAGACGAAGAGGCGUUGAAGGAUUUACAUUUAGCGGUGGAACUGAGUGGAGGAAAAGGAAAGGCGGGGAUCCAGGCGCUUUGUCAACGCGGUGCUCUUUAUCGUUCGAUGGAGCAGGAUGACAAGGCCAGAGAAGAUUUUACCCGUGCAGCCAAGGCUGGUUCGAGUUUCGCUAAAUCGCAACUGGUCGCUUUAAAUCCUUACGCGGCUAUGUGCAACGCGAUGCUGCGCAAGAUGACGCAUAUUCAUAACUAAUCAACUUUGAUCUAACAUAGGAUUACAAGUCAAAACAAUGAUCAUUUAAUAGAUAAUAACGUUUUAUUUUAUUUCUAUAUAGAUAAAUCCACGAACGGAUCCACAAGACCUACAGAUCUUGAUAUAAUGAUAAUCGUAAAAGUAAUAAUAUAAUAAUAAUAGUAUUAACAAUAAUGAUCAUUAGAAAAAAAUUUCACAUAAAAAUAUAAAUUAUCUGUAUUAAACCCGGAUAUAUAUAUAUCCAUCUGUAAAAUCGGGCCUAAUUUUUGUUAAAAAGGAACUCGCGCUAAAUCGCCAACGAAGAAAACGUCAAGUUCUGUAUACCCGUAAAGAUUCCUUCUCUUCCAGCUAAAUCAGUUCUCCCUAAAUUCGAAGAUUUACAUCUAACAGAGAGAGAGAGAACUCGGUGCGUAUUAAUUAACUACAUUGUCGGUAGACAUUGAUCGCAUUGAGAAAGAUUGAAGACUUCGAACAGUACCCACAAUUUAUUCAACGGAAACCGAUAACGAAAUUAUGCCUAAUAUGAUUUCUUCAUAUUACACACAUAUACUUGUAUAGAUAUUUAUAUAUGUAUAGAAUAAAAUAUGCCUUAUAUCA